Olea europaea var. sylvestris is the source of this 1864-nucleotide messenger RNA. Its product is annotated as pentatricopeptide repeat-containing protein At2g27800, mitochondrial-like. NCBI's taxonomy places the organism in Eukaryota, Viridiplantae, Streptophyta, Magnoliopsida, Lamiales, Oleaceae. Gene Ontology annotation, molecular function: protein binding. The coding region runs from base 258 to 1595 and encodes 445 amino acids. The record is from RefSeq and is a predicted model, not a curated record. The transcript has 2 exons.
AAUUAGAGGUUAAAUUACAAUAAUCAAUAUUUUGGUGGCGAACUGAACAAUAGUAAUACUUCGAGGACUUUCUCAUUAACCAUGACCAAAGCAGACACUACCCACGCCCAUCAUCGCCGUCGUCUCCACAAUCCGCUGCCACCGCUACCCACCGUACGCUGCAACGAUUAACAUUAUCUACUGAAAGCCCUAUCGAUGAUCAGAUUCCCACGUCCUUAGCCAACUAUCGUAGAUGUGUUGUUUAUUCAAUUCUAAUCAUGUUUAUUCUACCCAAAAAUCAUCUCCAACAUUUUCACUCCAAAAGGAUUUUCUUCUAUCAUAGUCUCUCUUUAAUAACCUGUCAAUCUCACUCUCCCUUUUCUAACACUAUCCACAAUCACUCAAAUUUGACUUCUCCUCCCAAUUCCACAAAUGCGCCGUUCCGUUUUAAUUUUAUUAAACUUUUGAUCGCAUCUUUCCCCAAACAAUUAUGGGUUUCUUUUUAUUCUUCAAGAACAUACAGAGGAACUCUGACAAGAUCCUUGAGAAAGAGAAUCCGUAAAAGGGAAAAAGCCGCAGCAAAACCAGUUUUAAAUGAAGCCCAGUUUCAAAGGGCAAUAUCCCAGCUCCCACCUAGAUUCACCCCUGAAGAACUUCAUAACGUGAUUAUGUUACAGGAUGAUCCUUUAGUGUGUUUGGAGCUUUUCAACUGGGCUUCACAUCAGCACAGGUUUAGGCACAAUCUAUUAACAUACCACAUUACCAUAAAGGUGCUUGGGGCAGCCAAGAUGUACCAAGAAAUGGAUGAUGUCGUUAACCAGGUGCUCGCUAUUCCUUCUAUUGGUUCUGAGGCUCUUUAUAAUACAAUGAUUUAUUACUUCAUAGAAGCUCGAAAAUUGAUUCGAGCGAUUAACAUAUACAAGCAUAUGCGUGAUGUUAGGAAGUUCGACUGUAGGCCAUCAAUUAGAACUUACAAUAUACUAUUUACUGCACUUCUGAGUAGAGGGAAGAAUUCUUAUAUCAAUCACGUUUAUAUGGAGACAAUUAGAUGCCUGUUCAAACAAAUGGUAGAUGAUGGAGUUGAGCCAGAUAUUUUCAGCUUGAAUUCUAUGAUUAAAGGAUACGUGAUUUCAUUGCACGUCAAUGAUGCCCUUAGAAUAUUUCAUCAGAUGGGUGUGGUCUAUAAUUGCCAUCCCAACUCAUUUUCAUACAAUUAUUUGAUCCAUGGGUUGUGUGCCCAAGGCCGAACAAAUAAUGCCACUGAGCUUUUUGAGAAAAUGAAGGAGAAGGGAUUCAUCCCAAGUAGUAAAUCGUACAACUCACUGGUGAACUCUUUGGCUCUUGAGGGGAAGGUGGAUGAAGCUGUGAAAUUCUUGAUGGAGAUGGGUGACAACCAAAGGUCUGCUGACUUCAUCACCUAUCGCACUGUAUUUGAUGAGAUAUGCCGACAAAAAAAGGUUCGAGAUGCCAUGAGGUUGUUGGAGGAGCUGCGGGAAAAAAACCACGUAGAUGAGCAUACAUACAAAAAGCUUUUGUGUGAACUCGAAGAUGAUUUUCAGGAUUUGAAUGUCAGAAUUCAAACUCAGCCAAGCAAACGGGAGUAUUUGGGACUAUGAGAAUGUGGUGCCAUAAUUUUGAGGGAACCUCCAUCAUCAUUUGCAGGACCAAUCUGACAUUAGAAAAUAGUUUGCAACUGUUCAAUAUUGGUUGAGCCAGGUUUUCGUCCUACUAAAUCUCUGUUAUCCAACUUUUGGACCUUUGUUAUUAUAUUCAUGUACAUUUUAGAGUGAAAAUUAUACCUGAAAUGCAGAAAUUGCUGUUUAUAAUUCUUUACAGUUGUAAUAUUUUCUCUGGAGGAAGUUGAUGGCUGAUACUUGUGGAUUCA